Molecule: messenger RNA, 1946 nt
Organism: Beta vulgaris subsp. vulgaris (sugar beet)
Lineage: Eukaryota; Viridiplantae; Streptophyta; Magnoliopsida; Caryophyllales; Amaranthaceae
Exons: 4
Coding region: 212-1720 (502 amino acids)
Biological process (GO): GPI anchor biosynthetic process
Cellular component (GO): endoplasmic reticulum
Molecular function (GO): catalytic activity
Source: RefSeq, a predicted model, not a curated record
UAAUUUAAAAAUAAUCAUCCAAAGUCGUCUCUUUACUCUCUUAACUCACAACACUUUAGUAGUUAAAACUCAUUCCGGUUCUCCUGUUGCACCCCAAAUGAAAUAACACGCACUUUCUCCCCUUGUCUAACUGUCUUCUCUCUCUUUCUCCCCCACACCCCCCCAAUCAUACUCAUUCGUACCCACAUUUCUAAAAUCCACCUCUCCCAAAAUGCUAAAACUCCUCAACAAAAACCUCCGCCUACUCUACAACCGACUCCGAUGGAACUAUCACCGUCAUUCCAAACCCAAAAUCGUCGUUAAAAAGUUCCGAAAACGGGCUUCGAAAACCCACCAGUUCGACCCGGAAACCAACCAAUACCACCAUGAUCAUCCCUCUCAACAAAAACCUCAAAACCCGAAAAACGCCGCCGUUUACCCCAACACUCAAUUAGGUGCCCAACUACCAAUCCGCAUUGCUACAUUCAAUGCUGCCCUGUUUUCCAUGGCACCUGCAGUUGUACCUAACUCCAAUAAUUUCCCUACCAAUGAUUACAAUCCCAAUAAUAUUUCGAGGUUUUCGAGAAGAGUUGAAGAGAAUGUUAAAGUCAGAGUUAUUAAUAAUGAUCGCCCCAAAGGCAUACUUAAACAAUCUCCUCUGCAUCCUGCCAGCGUGAAUUUAAAAAGUAAUACUAAUAAUGAGGAUUCAUUGAUUAGGCAGCAGCAAAAGUUUGCGAAAUCAAAGUUAAGGGUGUCAAUUAAUUUGCCGGAUAAUGAGAUAUCACUUGGAAGAAGUAGAAGGAUUGGGUUUGUAGACGAGUCGAAAACACCGAGCAGAUGUUUAUCUGAAAGGAAUAUUUGGAUGAAUGACAAUCAUGAUGAAGGAGAGAGAUUAUUGAGGAGUAAAAGAGCAGUUGUUGAUGUGUUAAGAGAAUUGGAUGCAGAUAUACUUGCUUUACAAGAUGUUAAAGCAGAGGAGGAGAAACAAAUGAAGCCUUUGUCUGAUUUAGCUGCUGCUUUGGGAAUGAAUUAUGUUUUUGCUGAGAGUUGGGCACCUGAGUAUGGAAAUGCUGUGCUCUCUAAAUGGCCUAUUAAGAAUUCUAAAGUUCAGAAAAUUUUUGAUCACACUGAUUUCAGGAAUGUGCUAAAGACAACAAUUGAUGUACCUCAAGUAGGGGAAAUGAAUUUCUACUGCACUCAUCUUGAUCAUUUAGAUGAAAAAUGGAGAAUGAACCAGAUUAACGCUAUAAUCGAGUCUAAUAAUGAACCUCAUAUUUUAGCUGGAGGUCUUAAUUCCCUUGACGAAUGUGAUUACUCACAAGAGAGAUGGACAGACAUUGUUAAGUACUAUGAAGACAUUGGAAAGCCUACACCAAAAGUAGAGGUGAUGAAUUAUUUGAAGGACAAGCAGUACACAGAUGCUAAGGACUUUGCAGGGGAAUGCGAAUCAGUAGUCAUGAUCGCCAAAGGCCAAAGUGUACAAGGUACCUGUAAAUAUGGAACUCGACUCGACUACAUAUUGGCAUCCCCAGAGCUCGAAUACCAAUUCGUCCCCGGGUCAUAUGCAGUUUUAUCAUCCAAGGGAACAUCUGAUCAUCACAUAGUGAAGGUUGAUUUAUUGAAGAGGGAAGAAAAAAUUCAAGAAAUCACCCUUAAAAAGAAACAGCAACCUAAAAAACGAGUUGUAAGAAUAACUAGUAAUUCAUCAUCAAAGGGCAUUUGGAGCACAGAAAUGAGCUAGCUUAAUUAUAGUUUUUUCUCGUCCUUUUUCUGUAGCCUCUUUCAUGUAUAGAAUGUGUGGUUAUUGUUUGUUUGAUUAUAGGAUAGUGCCGUUAGGGAUAGUGUUUUACUGUGUUAUAAUGAGCUUAAUUAUUUUCCACUUUUCCUCUUUAUGUGGACAUUGUCACAUUCUUAUCAUUGUACUAAUUUAUAUUAAUGAGGGAAGCCGGAUGGAUCUGCUGAGAUUA